AUGAACCGCUGCCUGGGUACUGCAGAACUUCUGGACAUCAUCAUCGAGAAACUCGAUGGAGAUCGGACCAGCCUAAGCUGUCUCGCUCGUGUGUGUACGUCACUCAAGGAACCUGCUCUAAACGCUCUUUACUACAAGAUGGAUUGCUUCGAAGAUUUGCUCGAGGUCAUUCCUGAAGACGUUCUACCCUUUCAGCAAGAACAGCCGGGGUUUAACUCCUGGAAUUUCCACAGGCGCAUGGCACGCGACGAGUGGCACAUGUUCAUAUCGUACACAACUCGGGUCAGGGAUAUCAAGAUCGAGUUUGUAGACAGUCAUAUGGACUCAGUAUGGAACGUCUGUACGGUUCUUGGCUGGCAUUGUUCCGUGGCUACUCUGUUCCCGAACCUACUAAAGCUUACGGUGUUGGCCAACCACAUGGGAUCUGCUGGUCAAUUCGUGGGUCGUCUUUGUCUCGGCAAGAAGCUUCAAUCCUUGGUCAUCAAAGAUUGUAACACAGAGCUAUGGCUUAAAGGCUUGCAGAGUAGUGGAGCCCCUUUAUUCUCCCGUUGCCCCCUAUUGGAAGCAUUUGAAUGUGGGCCCGACGAUCAGAACCUCGAAUAUCCGAACGCGUCCAGCAUUGUCACGGACAGUAUUUGCGGAUGGCCAAAUCUUCGGACUCUUAAUUGCGGCCCUCUAGAGCCCCGUUCUAUAUCGCAUGUAGCUGCUAUGCCAUCCUUUAAUCGUUUGCGGCUUGCUCUUAGCGAAGAGACACAUUGGCCGGACGAAGGCUACUGCUUUGGCUUACGUGCGCUUGAGGCGCUGAUUGUUGACUCUCACGAUUAUUGUUCCUUCGAGAAAGUAUCUAAAGCACUGGCAAGCCUCUUCCGACUCGGGGUUCAUGCGCAUCCGCCACAGGCAUCUCUUCGUCACCUCGAAGUACAGUCAACUUCGAUGUCUACCUCUUCCCUAUCUACGCUCGCUGUUGUUAUGGCUUCAUAUGUGUUCCAUCAUACCCUUCAGAAGGUCAUCAUUCGCGAUGGAUGCUUGUUUCCUGGACGCACAGGACGAGCUACAGGUAUAUCAGGUCGCGAUAUCUCCGCAUGGCUUCAAACGCUGCGCCCCUUCCAGCGGCUGACUCAUAUAGACCUCAGAUACACGCACUCACCUUAUGGAGAGGAUUUUCCUAUUCCAGUCGGCGUACUGCUCGACUGUGCGCGUAGUUGGCCACAUCUCAGGUCCCUCGUGCUCUGGUUUAUCACAACGUCGCUCACGCUUGUAGACACAAUCAACUUGUUACAGGUUUUGCCGAAGCUCGAGACUCUAGGCAUUGGGAUUCGAAUGACGACGGACGCGAUCAUGUUGGUCGUCAGAGAAAAACUCCCGUUACCAUCAAAUGCACAGAUAGAUACUUUAGCUAUAGAACAUGCUGACGCAACCGAUGCCACGCAAGACGUCGAGCCCUUGAGCACCCUCCUUGUCCAACUCGUCCCUCGCUUAUCCAAGGUUCUAAAAGAGGACCAUUCGACGUACGCGGUUAGAGCAGACCGUUCACCGUUUUGGGUCGCUGUCUUGGCCAAGGUUCAUAACCAACGGGCUGCCUAA
Molecule: messenger RNA, 1584 nt
Organism: Coniophora puteana RWD-64-598 SS2
Lineage: Eukaryota; Fungi; Basidiomycota; Agaricomycetes; Boletales; Coniophoraceae
Exons: 2
Coding region: 1-1584 (527 amino acids)
Source: RefSeq, a predicted model, not a curated record